Messenger RNA from Acaulospora colombiana, 182 nucleotides. The record is from the annotation of a GenBank genome assembly. NCBI's taxonomy places the organism in Eukaryota, Fungi, Glomeromycota, Glomeromycetes, Diversisporales, Acaulosporaceae.
GAGGAUAUGAUGAUAGUAAAAUAGCAGGUGUAGCUCUUAUUUGUGCUGGCGGGAUUCUAUCGCUAAUUAGUGGCGCCAUUAUGAUGGCAAGGUUAGCAAACUUGCCCUAUCCAACUAUUCAAGUGAAACGACCGCGUGAUUUGAACGAAGAAAUUCAGGGAGAUCCGGAGAAUUUUACCUAA